This is a messenger RNA of Cylindrotheca closterium, 681 nucleotides long. Lineage: Eukaryota; Bacillariophyta; Bacillariophyceae; Bacillariales; Bacillariaceae. The record is from the annotation of a GenBank genome assembly.
AUGAAGUCCUUUCUUCUUGUACUCGUUGCGCUAUUCGCCUCCUCAGAUGCUUUGACCUCCAGUUUCGUUCCACGAAGCCAAUCUUUGACUUCGGUUCCAAAGUCCUCUUCUUCUCUUAGUAUGAAGAUUUUCGACUGGAAGCGCAGACAAGCUGAUGAAUCCGCCAUCAACGACCUUGAUAACUUUGAAUUCACCGAGUACAACCUCCGACCAGCUCCCGGUUCCAAGCACCGCAGAAAGAGAAAGGGACGUGGUAUCGCCGCUGGACAAGGUGCCACUUGCGGUUUCGGUAUGCGUGGACAAAAGUCUCGUUCUGGACGAUCGGUCCGACCUGGAUUCGAGGGUGGACAACAACCCUUGUACAGACGUCUUCCCAAGUUCGUUGGAAAGCCUUUGGGACCUGGACACAAGCGAAAGAUUUACAAUAUUAUCAAGCUUGACGAACUUAACGACGUUGCCCCAGGAUCUACCUGCAACUUCGAAUCCCUUUUCGAGGCCAAGGCCAUCUCCAAGGCCAAGUACGGUAUCCACAAGAUUGUUACUGGCAGAAACGAAUUCACCGCCAAGGACAUCACUGUCCAAGCACAUGCCUUCACCAAGAGUGCCCGUGAGGCCAUUGAAGGUGCUGGAGGAAAGUGCGAAAUCCUCAAGCCUUCCACUGGUGCUGUUAUUGAAGCCUAA